Molecule: messenger RNA, 473 nt
Organism: Cooperia oncophora
Lineage: Eukaryota; Metazoa; Nematoda; Chromadorea; Rhabditida; Trichostrongylidae
Source: the annotation of a GenBank genome assembly
AGCUUGCUGCUGCUCGUGACGCUGUAGCCUAUGGUUGCAUCAAAUACGCUGAUCUAUCUCAUACACGGACGCAGGACUAUGUUUUUUCAUUUGAUCGGAUGCUUGAUGACAAGGGGAACACCGCCGUUUACCUGCUGUAUGCGUACGCCAGAAUAAGAUCUAUCGUGCGGACAUCCGGCGUUGCUGCUGAAGAUCUCAAUGACUUCAUCGCGAGCAAUCCGACCAUCCCAAUCACCCAUCCUGCGGAGUUGACGCUUGCGAAGCAGAUUCUCAAGUUGGCUGACUGUAUCCUGCAAGUAUUAGACUCACUGAUGCUUCAUCAGCUAUGCGACUACCUUUAUCAACUUGCUACGAUAUUCCAUGACUUCUACAGUGCUUGCUACGUGAUUGAGAAGAAAAGCGGUAAGACUUUCGCAGUGUUUCUUUUCCGUGUUUCAUAUCGAGCGCUGUUCGGUAACCUACAAUUUCGAUAA